This is a messenger RNA of Manacus vitellinus (golden-collared manakin), 2792 nucleotides long. RefSeq names its product coagulation factor VII (gene F7). Gene Ontology annotation, molecular function: calcium ion binding; serine-type endopeptidase activity. Gene Ontology annotation, cellular component: extracellular region. Gene Ontology annotation, biological process: blood coagulation; proteolysis. Lineage: Eukaryota; Metazoa; Chordata; Aves; Passeriformes; Pipridae. The record is from RefSeq and is a predicted model, not a curated record. Bases 70 to 1347 code for a protein of 425 amino acids. The transcript has 8 exons.
GCUGUUUGUCCAAACAGUCCUUGCUGAAAUGUCAAUACACUACCAGGACACUGGCUCAUAGGGUUCAUCAUGAUUUCCAGGCAGUGUGUGGCUUUGUUUCUCUGCUUUCUGCUGCUGAUCCCUCUUUCUCUGGAUGCAGUCUUUCUAAAGCAGGAAGAGGCAAGCAGCAUUUUGCAAAGGCAAAGACGAGCCAACAGCUUCUUUGAAGAGAUAAAACUGGGGUCACUAGAGAGAGAAUGCAUGGAAGAAAAGUGUUCCUAUGAGGAAGCAAGAGAGAUUUACCGGGAUGAUGCAAGGACAAAUGAGUUCUGGCACAUCUAUUCCGACCCUAACCAGUGUGACUCCAACCCCUGUCAGAAUGGCGGGAUUUGUGAUGACCAGUUUCAGGAUUACGUUUGUCGCUGUCCUGUUGAAUACGAGGGCAAGAGCUGUGAAAAAGCUGUGGCUGACAAACUCAAGUGCAUUUUUGACAAUGGUGGCUGUGAACAGUUCUGUGCUGAUGAGCAGUCCGGAAAACGAGUGUGCUUCUGUGCAGAUGAUUACACUUUAGCGAGUGACAGCGUGUCCUGCAUCCCCCAAGUGAAAUACCCAUGUGGAAAAAUACCAGUGCUGGCAAAAAAAAAUUCAACUGCACAAGGGAGAAUAGUAGGUGGUUUAGUCUGUCCUCCAGGUGAAUGUCCAUGGCAAGCCCUUAUAUUGCAUGAUAAUAAAGAAAAGUGUGGCGGUACCCUGCUUUCCCCGGAAUGGGUGGUCACUGCAGCUCACUGUUUGGACUAUAUCCACCUUAACCAGCUUCGUGUGAGGUUGGGUGAACACAAAAUAAAUGAAGAUGAGAAAACUGAGCAAGAAAGUGGAGUUUCCAGGAUGAUCAUUCAUGAAGGAUACACGACUGGACAAGUCAAUAACGAUAUUGCCCUUUUGAGUCUGGAAACACCGAUGAAUCUCACUGACUAUGUGGUGCCAAUAUGUUUGCCUGAGAAACGGUUUGCUGUGUAUGAAUUGUCCUCUAUCAAGUUCUCCACAGUAAGUGGAUGGGGACGUCUAUUAGAUGGAGGUGCCACCUCUUCUGUUCUGAUGAGAGUUGAUUUGCCACGCGUAAAGACACAGGAAUGUGAAAAGGAGACCAAUUUAAAUAUCACAGAGAACAUGUUCUGUGCAGGAGACCUGUCUGGAGCUAAGGACGCCUGCAAGGGAGACAGUGGUGGUCCUCAUGCUACAAAAUACAAGAACACUUGGUUUCUGACUGGGAUUGUCAGCUGGGGAAAGGGCUGUGCUGUUGAAGGCAACUAUGGGGUUUACACAAGGGUGUCCAAAUACAUCAACUGGUUGAAGAAGCACAUGGACUAAAGAUGUUGAGCCAGAGCAUUUCCAGAGUGUGCUAUUGUCCCCCAAUCACUCUGUGCCAUUUUCCUGUGGAAGCAUUCCUUCAUUAUCUUAGAUAUGUGGUACCCCUGAUACCCACACCACUAUUAAUGAUUCGAAGCAAGCCCAAUGCCUACUUGAAUACACAAAAUACAUUCCUUAUCGAUAUUGUUAGUAAACUUGUAUCUUAUCAAGCAGGCACAGAAGAACCGUAACAAAUCAAACUCAAAGUCCCUCUCGUUUUGCAUCCAUUUCUGCUGAAGGACACAGCUAGACGCUGAGAGAAAGACUGUCAGCUAUACAUCAUAAUCCUUCCUCCAGCUAUCCUCUCAGCUUCUGGUAAUCAGUGAAGUACAGACUUCCUGAGUCAGAAGUUGCAUUAGACUGAACAGUCAUGAAUGAACCUGCUGUCUGUAAUUGUAUGCAAUCUCCUUUGAACACAUUCAUGUGUCUGGCUUUCACAACUUCCUAUGAUACGGAUCCUGUAAUAUAAUUAUGAAAUAGCAGAAAAAGUAGAAAAAAUGUUUCUUUUAGAUUGUGUUAAAGUAGCUUUCUCCAACAGUUGCAGUGGCAACGAGCUUUGAGGGAUAGGAACCUUAGACAUUCUCCAGAACAAGAAAGCUGGAAAAAGGUUGAUUCCACAUUUACAGGUUUGCUAUGAAAAGUUUAUUUCAGUCUUCUUGCAUCAAGUAUUAUUGCUGUAGGGCUAUAAAAUGCAAUAUUUAACCCUAUAUUUAUGGGUGGUGAAGAAUACCAUUGAUUUAAUCUUAUCUUUGCCUUGCUCUUGUUGAUAAAUAGAGCACAAAUGAAAGGGAACAUUUGUUUUGUUUGUCGUCCAGUAUAAUCUAAACUGUAUUCUCUAUACUGAGAUCUAAAGUCAGAAUAAAAUAAUUGUCUGACCAUAUGAAAAACGCUGACCAAAUACCAUUCACUAAAAUCUUAAGGCAUAAAUGGUAGAACUUGAAACACUCUGAAAACACUAUCAAUUAUAAAAUUUGAAAAUAUACCUUCUAAUCUAAGCAUGAAAACCAUGAAAAGGUAAGGGAGAUAAAAAUUAUUAGGAGAUUAGAAAACGGUUUAGCAAUCUUAUGCAAAACUUAUACCCAAGAUCAUUUAAAUAAUGUGGAAUAUCAACUCAAUCACAAAACCUUAUCAGAGAGUAGGACAAUUACAGUUGAUAUUACUCUAUUAUUAGGGAAAAACAUUGAUAUCAUCUGGCACAUAAACCAUGCAAUACUAAACAUCCUAUAACCUGUUUUACUGACACAGAAGAAUGGUAUACUGUUCAUUUAAAUAGUGAACUGAACUGGGAAAAGCAGCAAAUUUCAGAGAGCUGAGAAACAAGAGCUCUUACAGUAUGCAAACAUAUCCUUACUCCGAAAAGAAGUCCCAUCCCAGGGAGGAAAGUGACUAGGAGUAGUGGCCAGUAA